Molecule: messenger RNA, 1672 nt
Organism: Phaeodactylum tricornutum CCAP 1055/1
Lineage: Eukaryota; Bacillariophyta; Bacillariophyceae; Surirellales; Neidiaceae
Exons: 2
Coding region: 84-1622 (512 amino acids)
Biological process (GO): conversion of seryl-tRNAsec to selenocys-tRNAsec; selenocysteine incorporation
Molecular function (GO): tRNA binding; O-phosphoseryl-tRNA(Sec) selenium transferase activity
Source: RefSeq, a predicted model, not a curated record
GACCACUCUAGCUAGGCUCAGCUGCCGAUGUAUAUAUAUAUAUAUCCUGUGGAACGGCAUUUUAUUCCUACACUCCGUUCGGCAUGAAUAGUGUAGAUGAGUUGACGACGGCCUUGACGGCUCUGCACAUUCCGUCGACACACGUGACGGUGGGCGUGGCCAACCUGAUUGCGUCGCACAAAGACUUGCGCACCUUGCUCGUCAACCGUCGAUUGCCGGAACACGGUUGGUCAGACGUCCAGAUCCAACACGUUCUGUAUACCAUGGCAACGUUGGAUACGAACAACAAACGCAGUGGCAGCAGCAGCUCGGACGAUUCCGGUUCGUCCCGGUGGUGUGGAGUCGGCGAACGCGAAGGACGCGUGUACAGUGCCCUCGUCUCGUCCCGCCAUUUCGGUCUAAGCCACGGCGUGGGACGCUCCGGAGACAUUGCCGAACCGCAACCCAAAGCACUGGGGUCGACCGUCCUCGCCAAACUCACGCUGUGCUUGGUUCUGGACGCGGUCCGGCGGGGUAGUGGACUGCAUCCGCAAACGGCCGCCAAAUCCGGUAUUCUCCUACCGCUCUGUACCGGUAUGAGUAUGGCGCUCGUGCUCGGUACGCUGCGGCAACUACAAGACAACCACCAAACCAGCGCGAAUGCUGCAAUAAAACCGUACAGAAAUAUUGUCUUGUGGAGUCGGAUUGAUCAAAAGAGUUGUUUCAAGGCGAUCCAGUCGGCUGGCCUGGAGUGCGUUGUCGUGCCGACGCGAUUGGCAGGUGACGCGGUCGUGACGGAUUUGGAUGCCUUCCAGGCGUCUCUACUGACUUACGGAGACCGCGUUCUGGCCGUCGUGACCACAACGUCCUGCUUUGCACCGCGGGUGCCCGACCAAGUGGACGCCGUGGCCAGACUGUGCGCCGAACAAUGUGUACCGCACGUCAUCAACAACGCGUACGGGUUGCAAAGCUCCGAUACGUCCAAACUCCUCAAUCGGGCUUGCGCAGUCGGUCGGGUGGAUGCGAUUGUGUGUUCGACCGACAAAAACUUUAUGGUGCCCAUUGGUGGUGCGAUUGUUCUGUCACCGGACGAAAGCUUGAUCCAGAACGUGGGCAAGGUAUACGCCGGUCGUGCGUCGGCUUCACCCAUGCUGGAUUUGUUCAUUACGUUGUGCUCCAUGGGUCUACGGGGCUAUCAACAAUUACUGACGUCCCGGCGCAUACUACUCCCUACGUUCACGGAGCGGUUAAAAGAAGUCGCGAACAAGUACGGUGAACGGGUCCUGGAGUGUCGGACGAAUUGUAUCAGUUUUGGAGUCACUUUGGAUGGCUUGGUCCGUCCACCACGCCAAGACGAGGACGAUGUUGCGUAUCGGACGAGUGUGAGUAGGGACGUAUCCAGCUUAGGUGCUAUGCUGUUCCAACGGUGCGUGAGCGGGACAAGGGUGGUACCCCGGGGCACGGUGCAGCGCAUGGGCGGGAUGGAAUUUUGCGGUUUUGGGAGUAGUCACGAUGCCUAUCCACACGCCUACUUGACGGCGGCGUGUGCGAUUGGACUGACCGCGUCCGAAGGAGACGACUUUUUUACUCGGCUCGAUCAAACGCUGCACGAAUUUCAAAAACGACAGCGGCGUCGCGCUUGACGGUUGAGGAGACACAAACGUAACAUAACUCAAGGAUGGAUUGAACGUGA